This is a messenger RNA of Solanum tuberosum (potato), 1150 nucleotides long. RefSeq names its product peptidyl-prolyl cis-trans isomerase FKBP17-2, chloroplastic. The transcript has 3 exons. Lineage: Eukaryota; Viridiplantae; Streptophyta; Magnoliopsida; Solanales; Solanaceae. Bases 109 to 915 code for a protein of 268 amino acids. The record is from RefSeq and is a predicted model, not a curated record. Gene Ontology annotation, molecular function: peptidyl-prolyl cis-trans isomerase activity. Gene Ontology annotation, cellular component: chloroplast.
GUUGAAAUAGCAUGCCUGGAGAAAACUGAUUCAUGUAAAGAUAAGGUAGGGACCAUUUACUACAACUGUAUACAGUUGAGUCACUACAAAUAUCUGCUACUCUCUCAUAUGCUCAUUUCAUAUCCAAAAAACAUGGCCACUCUCUUUGGAUCCACACCUUCUCUGUCUCACCCAAUUACCAGAACUAACUUUUCUUCAUCCUCCCAAACUCCUCCUCCUUCUCAGCCACCAAAUCAAAAUCCACAACCACAAACUUCACCGCCAUCUCAGCCACUGAGUGCAACUUCUGCAGAGCCUCCAUCACCUGUUAAUGUGCAGCAGCAAAAGCCUAGUAAAUCUGCCCGCCUAUCAACCUCUGCGGAUUCCACUGAUUGGAUUGCCUCCUCCUUAACUAGGAGAUUUGGCCUUGGUGCUGGACUUGCUUGGGCUGGUUUCCUUGCUUUUGGUGUUGUUUCUGAGCAAAUCAAAACUCGCCUUGAAGUGUCUCAACAAGAAACAAAUACAAGGGUUGUUGAGAAAGAAGAAGAAGUGGUCUUGCCCAAUGGGAUAAGGUAUUAUGAACUGAAAAUUGGUGGCGGUGCAACACCAAGGCCAGGGGACUUAGUUGUGAUAGAUGUGAAGGGAAGCAUACAAGGCAGUGGACAAGUUUUCGUGGAUACAUUUGGUGGUGAUGGAAAGAAGAAGAGGCCAUUGGCAUUAGUAAUGGGAUCAAGGCCUUAUAGUAAAGGAAUUUGUGAAGGUAUAGAAACUGUUCUAAAAAGUAUGAAGGCAGGUGGAAAAAGAAGAAUGAUAAUUCCUCCAAAUUUGGGAUUUGGAGAAGAAGGAGCAGAUUUAGGAACAGGGCUGCAAAUUCCUCCAUCUGCUACUCUUGAGUAUGUCAUUGAAGUUGAAAAAGUUUCUAUUGCACCUGCUUGAUUGAAGGUAUACAAAUUGGAAUAUCAAAUGGUAUAACUUCAAGUGUUUGCUACUAAAAGGAAAAUGCAAAAUACUAGCUAAUUAUGUAUUGUUCUUUAGUUGGCAAGAAAGAUGUGUGAAAGUUGAUUGCAACAUAUUGAGGAGGGGCAUUCUCUCUUUCUACAUUAAGAAGGAGAUUAACCAUUCUUGCAAUUGGUGCUUUCAUAAUUUAUUGAUCUGAUUAAUUUGAAUUUUC